This is a messenger RNA of Nematostella vectensis (starlet sea anemone), 1944 nucleotides long. Its product is annotated as probable hydrolase PNKD. The record is from RefSeq and is a predicted model, not a curated record. Gene Ontology annotation, molecular function: hydroxyacylglutathione hydrolase activity. Lineage: Eukaryota; Metazoa; Cnidaria; Anthozoa; Actiniaria; Edwardsiidae. The transcript is spliced from 11 exons. The coding region runs from base 84 to 1019 and encodes 311 amino acids. Gene Ontology annotation, cellular component: mitochondrion.
AGGCAUGAUAAUGAUCAUACAUGACUUGUAUACCCUCGGGACCGGGAAUAUGGCGGUGAAAGUCGUUCAAGCGAGUAUCUGAAAUGUUUUGGAUUGCUUCGCUAUUCACAGUUGCUGUGAUUAUAAUAGUGGUCCUGGGCAAAUGUUUUCGCAUGAAUUCUCUACUCUUCCAGAUAGGGUACACCUUGUACAGUAAGACUCAACUUGGUUACUGGUAUCACCUGCAUCAACUCAACAAUUACAAGGCAACCCAUGACGAGCCCCACUCUAUAGCAUUACCAUGGAUACAUGAAGGUCUCAAGAUAAUCCCAGUACCGUUUCUGCAUGAUAACUACAGCUAUAUAAUAGUUGACAUCACGACAUCUUCAGCAGUUGUUGUUGACCCAUCAGAUCCUGAGGCAGUCAAGGAUGUUUUAAAUAAGGAAAAACUCCAGCUUGAAGCUGUCCUCACAACACACAAACACUGGGAUCAUAGUGGAGGGAACACCUCACUGAAGGCUGACUUUCCUAGUGUUGCAGUCUAUGGCAGUGAGCUAGAUGAUGCACCUGGUUUGACACACCUAAUCAAAGCCAACAUUACCACCAUCAAGAUUGCCUCCUUCAAGUUCACAGCCUUUUCAACACCAGGCCAUACGGCAGGUCAUGUGGUAUAUCUCCUUCAUGGCGCUGUGUUUAACAGUGUUGACUCACUGUUCUCUGGGGAUCUUCUCUUUCUAGGUGGCUGUGGGCGGAUAUUUGAAGGUGCUCCUGGUGAGAUGCUGGAGUCUCUACAGACCGUCUCCUCUCUGAAGGAUGAUACUCUUCUUUGGCCGGGACAUGACUAUGCAAUGAAGAACUUGAUGUUUGCAUUAACAAUAGAGCCCUCUAAUUAUCACCUCCGCGCUAAGAUGGAUUGGGUCGUAGAGAUGAGGAAUAACAAAUACAUGACAGUGAGUAUAAAUCACCAUCAACUAUUGGUGAAGAAAAGCUGUACAACCCUUUUCUGCGAACACACCUUGCCAUUGUGGGGUCAGCUGUAGGGUUCACACAAGAUGAUGACGUCAAUUUGCGAGCUGUCAGUGUGCUCAAGGCUCUCAGGGAAAGAAAAAAUAAUUUUAAGUAGAGCUAGAUGUAUUAUGUAUUAAUAAACAUCAGUAUGACUACCUGGUAAAUGGCAAUCUGCUAUGUAGUAAGAAAGCCUUGCCAACAUCCUCUGGAAACCCAUGUCUCUAACAUCCUGACAGAAAUGCCAUGCUGCUUUUCACGCACAUGCGUAUACAAAGAAUGGCAUACAGGGUGCAAGUUCACCCCCCUUGACCGCCAAAAAGUGGGUCAUUUCUUAUUGAAGGAUUGUUAAAUAUAUUGUUUUUCCAUAGACGACUGAAAAAUGGGUCAUUUCUUAUUGAAAAAUCAUCAUAUACAUUGUUUUUCCAUAGACAGCCAAAAAGUGGGUCAUUAUUGAAUGAUUGUUGAAUACAAUGGUUUUUAUUAUGCACCCCCCUUCACAGUAAAUCCUGGGUACGCCCUGUCCCAUCUCAACCCAGUAUAUCCCUACUUAACUUCAUUGAAAGGUGUUUUAACAAAGCUUUCUGCUGCAAUGUCUUGUAAUCAACUACACCAGAUAUAUAAAUUAUUUAAAGUUUUUAUUUUGUUUCCAAUGUCAUACUCACAUUAUAUAUGCAAGACUGCUAUUAAUGUAUAUAGUCACAGACUCCGUACCAGCCAAUCCUGAAAUCCCCAAAACUUGGAGAUUGUGAUUCCAAUACAACUGUACCAAAAAAAAUUGAUAAAUUCACCUUCAUACAGUAAAUUUAUCGAGAAGUCAUUUUUUGCCACUUCAUUCCAUAUAGCUAGACUUGCAUCAUAUUUAAAACCAAAGAUUUAUUGUACAUAUUAUUUGCCAUGGCACCAAUAAUAGCUCUGGUUGUAAGUAAUAAAUAAUGAGUAUUAAAGCGUUAUAACAUG